Musa acuminata AAA Group (dessert banana) is the source of this 666-nucleotide messenger RNA. RefSeq lists its product as uncharacterized. The coding region runs from base 1 to 666 and encodes 221 amino acids. The transcript has a single exon. NCBI's taxonomy places the organism in Eukaryota, Viridiplantae, Streptophyta, Magnoliopsida, Zingiberales, Musaceae. The record is from RefSeq and is a predicted model, not a curated record. Gene Ontology annotation, cellular component: plasma membrane.
AUGCAUGGCGGAAACCAAGCAAACCACUCGCAUCACCAACAGGAACGGCGGGUGCCUCGGGUUCAUCGGCCUUCCGAGUUCCUCACCCGGCCGCAACCGACGCACCCAGCCUUUUGGCUCGUAGGCGCGUGCUGCACGCUGCUGUGGGUCGCUAUCAUCCUCGCCGGCCUCGCCAUCCUCAUCGUGUACCUCGUCGUCAAGCCCAAGGGCCCCCAACUCGAGAUCUCCAGCGCCAACCUCAACGGCGCCAUCCUCGACGGCGGCGGCCUCCUCAACGCCGACCUCUCCGUCCUCGCUAACUUCUCCAACCCCAACCAGAAGGUGGACUUGAGAUUCGGCCAGGUGCAGCUGGACCUGUACUUCCGCAGCGUCCUGAUCGCGACGCAGGGCCUGGGGCCGUUCCGCGAGCGGAGGAGGGAGGCGGUGCUGCGCUACGUCCGCAUGGUGUCGAGCAGUGUGGCGCUGCCGGCCGACGCGGCGGAGGCCUGGCGUGCGGGGGAGACCGGGAACAGGCAUGCAAUGAAGGUGGUGGCCUCGUUCCGGACGCGGUCCGAUAUUGGCGGCUGGUUACACUACACGUUCCGGACCCGGCGCCACUGCAACAUCGUCGUGGGUGCGCCGCCCGCCGGGGUGCUGUUGGCCACCAGCUGCACCUCCAAGCACUGA